CAACGAUCGAAAGCUUGAGUACUGAUAAUUACAGAGUGUAGCGAACGACAUCUCCACCCCCACCACCAAGAGUCACGAAUUCUUCUCUCUUGAAUUUAAUUCUCAGAGCUCAAAAAUGGCAAAAAUGUCUCGUGAUUCUCAAUUUCAAGUUCAUGUUCAACGAAUUUCACGCCCGUUGGAUCCUCCAACAAUGGAAGAUACAAAUUGUUUCACCUCAUAGUGUUGCUUGGCGUUUAAGUUUCGUGCUUAUCUACGGGGCGAUCUCGUCGUCAAUUCGGCCGAAUCUCUCAGAUCUGAACGGUUCUCGUUCAAUCAGCUUCAGUGAUGAUGGAGUUUGGAUAUUGAGAAGAUUGCAGUGGUCAUUGCUGAAACAGUUGUUUGUUCUAAUUUAUAUAUUAUCUGUCACUGAUGCUGAUUUGCCUGGUAACCCAUUGGAAGCAAAAAAUAUAUCUCCAACUAGUACAACCUUGAAUGCACCUGCUAUGCCUGAUCUGCCACUGCCAGCCAAUCUGCCUUCUUUUUAUAAGCCGCGUCAGAAACAUUUUUCAGCUCAUGUUGCACCAAAGCUUGGGAUAGCACCAGCUGAGCCUCCCAACUAUGGCCCACUGGUAACUUUUGCUCAUCCACCGUCAAGCUCACGUUUGUCAAAACUGUUAAUGAAGAAAAGUGGAUCAGUGCCUCCCAGUGCUGGCCCUGCACCUCUGCAUUCGGAAGAGCUUGCCCCAAUCAGUGGUGCUACGAUACCCGCUGGUUUAGCUCAGCCACCACUAUCUCCUUACGCCUCAAGUAAGACACACCUACCUUGUGGAACAAUUGAAACACACUCUCAAUAG
This is a messenger RNA of Ilex paraguariensis (yerba mate), 833 nucleotides long. The record is from the annotation of a GenBank genome assembly. Lineage: Eukaryota; Viridiplantae; Streptophyta; Magnoliopsida; Aquifoliales; Aquifoliaceae.